This is a messenger RNA of Zingiber officinale, 1490 nucleotides long. RefSeq names its product transcription factor TEOSINTE BRANCHED 1-like. NCBI's taxonomy places the organism in Eukaryota, Viridiplantae, Streptophyta, Magnoliopsida, Zingiberales, Zingiberaceae. Gene Ontology annotation, biological process: regulation of secondary shoot formation. The transcript has a single exon. Bases 255 to 1190 code for a protein of 311 amino acids. Gene Ontology annotation, cellular component: nucleus. Gene Ontology annotation, molecular function: DNA-binding transcription factor activity; sequence-specific DNA binding. The record is from RefSeq and is a predicted model, not a curated record.
CGUUGUUUUUGAUCUCACCACCUUUCAACUCGAACCCCAAUUAAGUAUAUGAUGCAGCUAGCUAGCUAGUCCAUUUUAUCCACUCCCACAUUCCUCUUGACCCAUUGAUGAAAAGAAGAACGUAUAGCCAGCCAGCCAUAUCUAUCUAUGGCUUUUUGAUUUCAUGAUAAAUACCACUACUACUACUACUGCUUCACGGCCGCUACUCCGUCGUCGCCUUCGAGUCGCUUCAUCUUCGAUCGCUUUAUAGAAAAAUGCUGCCUUUUGAUCACGAUCGGCAACUGGAGCUAAACCCUAAUUUGCUUCCGACCUUCUCCUACUUCCCUUCUAGUACUGUUCCUGCUUUUUACGGUACUACCGCAGCUGGCUUCGACGGCCGGAUCGUCUUCGGUUCGGCUGCCGUCGCGAAUGCAAGUGCAAGUGUUCUUCCUGCUGCUGCUGCGGCUGCUGGUGCUGAGGGCUCGAGGAGAUCAGGGGAUAAGAGAUCAGUUCAGAAAGGUACGAGAAAGGGGAGGCACAGCAAGAUAUGCACGGCGAAGGGGCCGAGGGACCGCAGGAUGCGGCUUUCGAUCGACGUGGCGCGGAACUUCUUCCGGCUUCAGGACAUGCUCGGGUUCGACAAGGCCAGCAAGACGGUGCAAUGGCUCCUCACCAUGUCCAAAGCGGCCAUUAAAGAACUCGCCUUCGUUUCCUCAUCCAAGAACGGGACUUGUUCGGGCAACCAGAGCCUGAGGAGCACUGGAUCAUCAACAGCCUUGCCUCGCGAUGAUGCCUCCGGGUCCAGGAAAGCUACCAAGUCGUCGUCCAAGACGAAAUCAAAGAAAGAAGCCAUAAAGCCCGCGAAGAAGACCGAGCUCCACUCGGCGCAGGCCAAAGAACUGCGAGCGAAGGCGCGGGAGAGGGCGAGGGAGAGGACCAGCGUGAAGCGAAGGAUGCUGUCUUCUUCCUUCCCGAUCGCCCUGGAUCCCACUAGGGUCGACGUGAGCUCGUUCGAUUUGAAGACUCUACUCGAUCAGUUUGCCGAUCAAGAGGUGCAAGGGGACCUUCGAGUGCCACCGCCCAACCAUUCGAGCGAGGAAGGCCCCAUCUUCGGCAAUGGUCCGGCCACCAUGGCAGAAAUGAACUUCGCCAGCUACAUCUUUGAAGAACAGUGGGAGAUGGAAACCCUUUCCUUGUACUCAAGAUCAUAGAAUAAUCGAUAUCGUCCCAAUCAGUAAUAUUAUCAAACUUAUUGCCUUAUGAUUCUAGUGCCCUUAUAAUCUAGUUUGCUAGCUAGUUUAUCAGUGUGCUUAAUUUUCAUUUCUAAUAUGAUCAUGCCUACUGUAAACUUGAUGUGACUAGGCAUCUGGCUAAAUGUUUGUGAUAUAAAGAAGAAACUAAUUGUUGAUUUGUAGCUUAAACUUCAACAAUCUUGCAAGUUUUUCCUCUGAUACUGUUGGAAACUAAUUAGAACUACUCGAACUGUAAUAGCUAAGCUUCGAAACACUGAG